Rubroshorea leprosula is the source of this 2371-nucleotide messenger RNA. The record is from the annotation of a GenBank genome assembly. Lineage: Eukaryota; Viridiplantae; Streptophyta; Magnoliopsida; Malvales; Dipterocarpaceae.
UCAACAUUUAGGUUAAUUAUCUUUGCUGCAAGGGAAGCAAAUUUUACUCUUUGAACUCAGGUAUUUAUAAGCAGAUUAUCCGCCGUCUUCACUAUCAAAUUGUAGAAGGUUUCAUCCCUGCCAGGGAAUUAACCUUUGAAUUUCAUAGAAAAGGCUGUUACAAACUCCUUGAGUAUAUGCUUUCAGCAGCAAAAAUUUAUCUGAGAAAUAUCAAAGCAAAUUGAAGGAAAAGUCAGAGUGCAGCAGCUAAAGCUAAAGGAUAAUUAGUACUUCUCUUGGAACUCAGAUUGCUAAUCCAUUUCAUAUAUGCUCCAAUAAUGAAAGACAUAAGAUGAUUGCAAGUUCAAAGGAAGCAGAUUCUUCCCCAAGGCAAGAAGGGAAUUCAAAUGAUGCUAACAACACUGGAAAAGGUACCACUUCUUCAAGCUCAUCAUCAUGGUUAAGGUUAAAGGAUCCUCGAAUUGUUCGUGUUUCUCGUGCAUUUGGGGGAAAAGAUAGGCAUAGCAAAGUCUGCACCAUACGUGGAUUGAGAGAUCGGCGAGUUAGGCUCUCAGUACCUACUGCUAUUCAAUUGUAUGAUCUUCAAGAUAGGCUUGGACUCAAUCAACCAAGUAAGGUUGUGGAUUGGUUGCUUAACGCAGCUAAGCAUGAAAUUGAUAAACUCCCUCCACUCCCUGUAUCUCCAGGGGACUUUGUUCUAAACCAUCAGAUGAUGCUGACUUCGCCAGAAGCUGCUGCAUCUCAAUCUAACAAAGAAGGGACGUUUAAAAGUUCAAGUAAUAUCAUCAAUUGGGAAGAUCCCACCUUGGGGAGGUCAAGUUUAUGGAGUUCUGAUGCUUUUUGGAGGGCUAAAUCCAAAGAAGUUGAAAGGGAAACGACCGAUGAAAAGGAAAGUUGGAUUAGGAGAAGUACUGAAGAGGAGAAACAAGAAAGCAGGAGUACCACUCAUUCUUCUUCCAUACCAGCUUUAUUGAAUAACGCAGUUGUGCCUUACGGUUCUUUUUAUCAUUUAGAACCUUCAAGUUAUUCUUUGACACACUUUGGAAGUCAUGGAUUUGCGUCACAUGCAGAGGAUCAUCAUCAACUCCAUGGCUUUAAUGCCAUGCCCUUGCCUGCAUCUACACUUUCUCUGGUAUGUCCCCCUCCAGCUGGAACAACUCAAUCAUUCUUCCCUAAUUCCCAUUCAUCAACUUCUCUUGAAAUUGAUCCUAGACAAGUCAAUCACCAUGUCCAAAUGCUGAGCUCAACUUCAGAAAACCCCUUACCAAACCCCCUAAACCCACCUGCAUUAUACUCCCUAAGCCAAUCCAAUAUAAGACCCUUCUCCUUGAGUAUGAGUUCCCCUAGACCUCUCCAUUCUCACAGCAACAAUGGAAACCAGCCAGAUAAGAGCAGGAGUUCCCUUCUAAAAUAACAUGUUGAAGGAAAUUGCAUCCACUCAGCCUUGCUUAGUGAGAAGAAAAGGUACUAGAAUUUUAAUUCAAGGUAUUCAUACAGUCUAUAGAUAGUGUGGCAAGAAGUUAUUUUCACUUUUUUUUUUAAUAAGCAGUAUCUAGUUGAGAUUUCAUGUUUGCAUUUCUCAUAAUUUUGUUUUUUUGGGUGUGGAAUUAUAAGUUAAAAUCUGUAUGAAUGUUUCAUGAAAAAAUAAGAGGAAAAUAUAUUAAUUUCAUGAUGUUCCAACACCAAAUGUGUUUCCAAAUUAAGUCCAUAUACUAUAAAUCAUUUUAAUUGAAUCUUCCAAUUUUUUUUUUUCCUUAUGGGAACCUGGUUGAAUGAUCUGAAAUUUGGUUUUAUAUAAUAUGUUCCCAUUUUUUAUUUUCUCAUGAAAUAAUAUAUCCAUAUCAUUUUCCUUCCUUUCCUUCCUUCCUCUGUAUAUAAAAACCCUAGACAGCAUCUACAAAAGUACCUGCGCUGUUACAAACAAAAACAUAGAAACCAAGUUGGAGUACUCUGAUAGCUUUGAAGCUGCAGGAAAGAGAAAGAAAAUUAUUAUUAAGUGGAGGGAAAAAAAACAGACUUUACAUAGUGUUUGGCCAGUGAGAAGAUGAAGGAUCAGAGGGGGAGCGGCAGCUUUGCACAAGAUCCAACAAGAUUAAAGGAAGAAGAGUUGGCGGGUAUUGAUCAAAAAGAGUUAGACGACCCACCAGAAGUUUCCUCCAUGGUAAAGAUAGAGUGUGGUCCUUACAAAGAUGACAAUUUAGGAGAAACAAAAGGUGAUGACUCAAAAUAGGGUUUGGAAACUAACUUGGGAAGUAAUGCGCAUAUCUGUUCUUAAUUAUUUUGUGGGUGUGGUAUAGCAAAGAAGUUGUGGAAAAACAAAACCUCAUCAUAUUAAAAAUAUCAGAAUAUCCAAUAAUAGCUAUAAGAUACC